AUGCCGGCCAUGAUCCUUGAGGAUCAUGAGCAAGGUGAAGUGGGAAGGUUAGCCUCGAGAGAUUUGGAUGGCAUCGCGCAGUACAUCGCAGACCACGCACGACAGGUGGUUGUGCUCUGUGGCGCUGGCAUCUCCACCAGUGCAGGAAUCCCGGAUUUCAGGUCACCUGGGACGGGCUUGUACCACAACCUGCAACGCUUUGCCUUACCUGAAGCCGAAGCGAUUUUCGAUUUGACCUACUUCCAGAAGCAUCCGGAUGCCUUCUAUGAACUCUGCCGGGAGAUGUGGCCUGGAAACUAUGCUCCAACGGCUUGUCAUUACUUCAUCCGCUUGCUGAGUGACAAAGGCAUCUUGCAGAGGUGCUACACCCAGAACAUCGAUUCUUUAGAGCAUGCUGCCGGCAUCCCCUUUGACCUCCUGGUGGCUGCCCAUGGCAACUUCGACGCGGCACACGUGGUGGAUGACAACGUGGGUCUGGCCUCCAGCUAUGACGUGGACAUCACGGAGUUGCAAGAUGCGUUACAUGAUCCUGGUGACGAGGGAUGGCAGGAACUGCGCGAAUAUCAUGGUGGGUUGGUGAAGCCUAAGAUCGUUUUCUUUGGCGAAGACCUUCCAGAACGCUUCUUUCAGCUGCAAAAGGCGGACCUGGCGAAGUGUGAUCUGCUGAUUGUCAUGGGUACCUCAUUGCAGGUGUCACCCUUCAACACACUGCUGAGCCUCACGCCGGAGCAUGUUCCAAGGCUGUUGAUCAAUCGAGAAGCAGUUGGCUCGUGCGAAGAGUUGGCAAAUGGUUUCAACUUCGACCAAUUCGACAGUGACUGCCAGGACGUGUUCUAUCAAGGCGAUUGCGAUGCAGGCAUUGAAUCCUUAGCAGAGAGGCUUGGGUGGCUGACGGAUCUGCGGAAGCUGGUGGCCAUGGGUCGCCAAGAAGCUGAAGAACUUCAGCAUUCCGAGAAAUUGCCGUGCCACUCUGCCUUCACAGAUGAAUGCCAUGAGACCUUUUGA
Molecule: messenger RNA, 1005 nt
Organism: Cladocopium goreaui
Lineage: Eukaryota; Dinophyceae; Suessiales; Symbiodiniaceae
Source: the annotation of a GenBank genome assembly